AUGUCACACUUCGGAGAUUUUAUGGACGGUGUUCCCGUUAAAAUAUCUGAGAAGUACAAGCGUCCUUCACCAAUCGAGUUACCCUACAAUGUAACUGAAUGUCCUUUACGUGCACAGAAUGUUGUCGAUUGCGUAAAUUACUGCUCUACAUUUGAGCGUAACAUUCUUGCAAAACUUAAAGAACUAAGAAGUGCAAAAGAGACCAAGAAAAACGAAAGAAGACAUCGUCUUCACCUUCUUGAAGAGGCGAAGCAAAAGAAACUUGAUGCUAUUGCUGCAGCUGAGGCUGAGGAGAAGCUAAAGCAACUGAGCAUUUCUGAAGUGUCUUAUCCCAGCACUGAGGAGAUAAGCCCACUCUCACCUGAUGAUAAGCCAGAGCAUAACUGUGAUACCUCAGUUCAAGACAAUAUUGUUACUAAUAAUUCUGAUACAAAUAAAUCAACUAGUGUAGAUAUUAACUUAACAAACAUUACCCAGGACUCUCAGUCAAGCAUCUUACAACCUAUCCAAGUUCAGUCCAACUAUCAGCAAUGCAGUUUGCUUGAUGAUCCUGAUCCACUUCAAGAAUUGAAAUUUACUACAAAUAUAACAAAGGCACAGUAUUCACACAAUGUGGAAACUUUGACUUUUAAAGAUUUUGAAAAUGACACAUCCAGCCCAUUUGAUAAUGUUGAACUGAAAACUAUAAAUGAUAUGGAAUUAUUAGCUCAAGUUUUACAAAGUCAAAGAGAUUCAAGUGUUAGUUGUCAAAUGCAAAGUUACCCUGAUCAGGUGUAUUCAGGAUAUGCCAACUGUGCAACACAGGCCCAACUUGAUGGAGGUACAUACCUUCCCAAUGCUUACCAACAGACAAUACAAGAUCCAAACAUUAUGUAUUCAUCUCCUCAACACUUUCCUGUCUCUAAUGGAUUCUAUGUUCAAGCAGACACAAUCUGUGAUAACACUUUGCCUUUAGACAAUGUUUAUGUUCCCAAUUAUCAAUAUUAUGUUCCUACUCAAACAUAUGCUGAUCAAUACUAUAACGCAUCUACAUCAGCAGAUAUCAGCCAAGUUGCAAAUGGUUCCUACAUUCCUCAGCCUUACUAUUAUCAGUAUCAACCAUAUUAUGAUCCAAAAAUAAAUACUGAACAGAAUAAUGUAACAUCAAGCAGUUCACAGAAUAUAAAAUCUAGAUCAAGAAGUGUGCCAGACAUUGUGAGAGAGUUGAAUGAAGAAUUAGCUACAGCUAAAUUAAGGGCUUAUGAAAGAUCUUGUAAUGUUAGCCCAGCACCAGUAACCAUUGUGCCUAGGUCUUCCUCUACUAGUGAGAAAAGAGAAAGUAGGAGAAGGAAACGAGAGCAGUUACCAAACCCAUUUGAAAAGUUUCCACCUCAGUUGCAAAGUGUUUGUCAAAAAAUUCAUGGGAUGGGCUUCCCACUAGAUCGGGUAGCAAGAGUAUGCAGUUUAGUUGGUGACAAUGAUAAAAAGAUAAUAGAAGGGCUUCUGAUUGUUGGAGAGCUCAUGGAUCUAGGUUUCUCUGAAGGAAAAGUAUCAGCAGCUCUUGCUAAACAUGAAUUUAAUAGAGAUAAGGCAUUAGAUGAGUUAGUUUCAUAG
Pieris macdunnoughi is the source of this 1593-nucleotide messenger RNA. The record is from the annotation of a GenBank genome assembly. NCBI's taxonomy places the organism in Eukaryota, Metazoa, Arthropoda, Insecta, Lepidoptera, Pieridae.